Messenger RNA from Cajanus cajan (pigeon pea), 1928 nucleotides. RefSeq names its product ankyrin repeat domain-containing protein, chloroplastic. NCBI's taxonomy places the organism in Eukaryota, Viridiplantae, Streptophyta, Magnoliopsida, Fabales, Fabaceae. Gene Ontology annotation, molecular function: protein binding. The record is from RefSeq and is a predicted model, not a curated record.
AUCAAAUUAGACCCAAAGCGUUGCGUGUUAGCAUUUGCAGUAGCAGCAGCGAAGAAAUGGAACUGAUAGAAGGCUCCGUUACCAUCUUCCCUUUUUCCACUGUUACUCUCUUUCCUCACAAAUUCUUCUCUUCCGCUACCACACCUCGCCAUUUCCUCAAAUUCCCAACAAAAUGGAACGCCCACUCCCAAAACAUCGGCGACAGCGUCGUUUUCGAGGAAGGCAUUUUCGAAGACGACACCGUUUUCCCAAACGACACCGAUAACAGACCCAAACCUAGACCAAAGAAAAAACCGGUGCUGAAUACGCGCGAGAAUUUGGUUCCGGACAAGUGGAGAAGGGCGCAGGCAGAGAGCAUCAUCACCGUCAAUGAGAGGCGCAAGAAUAAGAGAAGAGACUUGGUUCCUUUAAGGGACGUCAAAAAAUUCGAUUUUUAUAAUAAGGGGAAAAAAGGGUCGAAACCCUUCAGGGAUAUAAAUUGGGAUGAAUACAAGGCUUCUAAAAAGGAUAAAUUGAAACAGCUCAAUCCUCUGCUUCUCAAAAACCCUUCUACGUUUCCCGUUGAACAUAAGGUUCCGGAACCUGACUUCAAGGGUGAGCGUGUAGAGCCUAAGAAUCCAAGAGGGGUUGUUCAUGGGAAGGGUUUGGAGGAUGUUAUUCAUUUUUUCAAUAGUUGGAGUUACAACCCCAGUGCUAACAUCACCCAUGAAGGUCGUCGCAAGUUGUUUACUAUUACUAAGGAGGAGAUGUUCUUGUUAAACAAGCCAAUGCCUGACUUGGCUGCUGCUACUUCAGGUAAUUGGCUUCCUCUGCACACUCUUGCUGCAUGCGGAGAAUUUUACCUUUUACAUUCUCUGUUGAAGCAUAAUGUUGAUAUCAAUGCUGUGGAUAAGGAUGGUUUGACUGUCCUUCAUAAAGCAAUUGGCAAAAAGCAGGCCAUAACCAAUUAUCUCCUGAGAAACUCAGCUAAUCCCUUUGUACAGGACAAAGAGGGGGCUACCUUGAUGCACUAUGCCGUACAAACAGCUUCUACUGAGACAAUUGAAUUACUCUUAUUGAAUAAUGUGGAUAUAAAUCUUCAGGACAAUGAUGGCUGGACACCAUUACAUCUUGCUGUUCAAACUCAGAGACCAAAUUUAGUAAGGCUUCUGCUGCUUAAAGGUGCCAAUAAGACAUUAAGAAACAAGGAUGGUUUAACUCCACUUGACCUUUGUCUCUACUCUGGUCAAAGUUUCCAAACAUAUGUGAUUAUCAAGUUGUUAAAGCUGCCUCAAGGGUGUCUUUGACAUGUAUGACAAACGGGGUUGUCUCUGGUACCCAGACAUUUGGGAGUGAAGCUGUAUGCUUCCUUGUUGUACCAAUAACAGAACCAGAGGAAGAGGUGUAGUUUUUUAAUCGACGAAAGAUGAGAUUUAAUGUCCUCAUUUCAAAUAUAUUUAGUUUAUCCCCUCAUGGAGAUCUACUAAGAUUGUAAAAAGGAUUAAUUUUACCCUUGUUAUCCUCGGUUAAACCUAUUUGGCUUCUCAUGCUCAUCAUGUAAGAAGGAUUUUAGUCAUGGGUGUCCCCAUUAUUGCCUUCCAGUCAAAGUGUUGUGACUUAGGAGGCCAGAGGUGAAGAGAUUUGUUGCCCAUUCAUGUUCUUCAAAAUUUCAACUGACACCAACAGCCGUCAACAGUCGCCGCGCAAUUCCAUGGCCAGAGGUCGACACGUGCUUUUGGAAACCCAAUGGCAGUGUAAAUCAAUCAAGUAUGAAUUUGAUAGGUACUUUGUACUUUGUAGUAUGCCCUUUUAUACUUGUGUCACUGCCUACUAUUGUAAGGAGAUGAAAGUAGAAGAAAGAAAAGAUAUUAUACAUACUGUAAUGAGGUUGAUAAUGAUAAUGUACAUAUGCUUUAUACACAAUAUAUCCUGAACACUAGUUUUGUUCA